Messenger RNA from Mucor mucedo, 615 nucleotides. RefSeq lists its product as uncharacterized. Lineage: Eukaryota; Fungi; Mucoromycota; Mucoromycetes; Mucorales; Mucoraceae. The transcript has 6 exons. The record is from RefSeq and is a predicted model, not a curated record. Bases 1 to 615 code for a protein of 204 amino acids.
AUGAGACACCUGGUUCAAGUCACUUUUAGAUGUACCAGAGCAAGACUUAAUUAUAGUUCUAUCACCCGUGUAGUCAGUAAUGUUUUUUUUGCAAACAAAUGCCAAUACAUGGCCCAGAGUACUACUCCACCAACAUCAGUUAAGGUUUUCGAAGGCUACGCUUUUGACAUGUUAGCCGUUUCUGUUCACACUUUGAAGCUAGCUUUAUCAAGGUUAAAGCAUUUAGCAUUGAAUUUUUUACAUAGCCUACAAGAAAUCCACCAAAGUGGGGCUAAUUACAAUCGCCAAAUUGUUUGGCCGCUUAUGACUUUGUCGGUAAAAGCAGCAGCGGUAACACAUCCCGCCACCAUCUUUUACCCUGGCGAGUUCCUAUUGGAUUCCGCUAAUGAGGAUUAUAAAGCUGAUGGUUAUCAAGCAUAUGGAGAUGGCAAUAGCUUCAUUAAAACCAUCAGGAAAGAUUAUUAUAAGUACUGUAACUAUAAUUGGGCUACUGUUAUACUGGCGAUACAAACUUGGGACAAAUCUUUAUAUAUACACAUAUUGACAUCCUGGUACUUUAUGGUACUUUAUCUAUGGUCUCGUGGCUAUACUAAGGCUGAAAGUUUUGCGCACUAA